Messenger RNA from Rhea pennata, 1265 nucleotides. RefSeq names its product lymphocyte antigen 86 (gene LY86). The record is from RefSeq and is a predicted model, not a curated record. NCBI's taxonomy places the organism in Eukaryota, Metazoa, Chordata, Aves, Rheiformes, Rheidae. Bases 115 to 600 code for a protein of 161 amino acids. Gene Ontology annotation, biological process: innate immune response; positive regulation of lipopolysaccharide-mediated signaling pathway. The transcript has 5 exons.
GUGAAUGUAGUAACUCCAGUCUCCCUUGGAGAAAAAGGAACAGAAAACCUCCCUCCACAGAGGGUUAGUGAGAGACAGAAAGAAGUAAUUCUGCAAAUUACCACCACCACCAUCAUGAAGACAUCCAAUGUCCUCGUGCUCCUCGUUGUCCUGCUCUACAUCAGUGCCAGCACAGAAUGGCCUACGCACACAGUCUGCAAAGAGAAAGACUUGGAAAUAUAUUACAAAAGCUGUGAUCCUCAGCAAGAUUUUGCUUUCAGCAUUGACAAAUGUUCUGAUAUCACAUCCCACACCUUUAACAUCAGAGCUGCCAUAAUCCUAAGACACAGCAUCAAGCAAUUGUAUGUGAAGAUUAACCUGAUCAUAAAUGGGAAGACCGUCUUAAGCUACUCAGAGUCACUUUGUGAGCCAGAUAAUCCUCAGCUUGUUUUCUGUGGAAAGAAGAAAGGAGAACACAUCUACUAUGAGGGGCCAGUCACAUUGGGAAUCAAAGAAAUCCCACAGGGAGACUACACUGUUUCAGCAGUGCUGACUAAUGAAGAUCACCUCACUGUCGCUUGUGCUGAUUUCACUGUGAAAAAUUAUUUAGACUAUUAUUAGCAGCAGCAAAUAAACAAUGUGGCCAAACCCAUUUCAUUAAAGUUACAGAUCACCAAAACUGUUCAAGGCGAGUGAGCUAGCUGCACGCUACAAUGAUUCUAAAGGAAAUAAUUCCCACAUGGUGGUUUGGUUGCUAUUUCUCUUUAUAAGUCUCUCAUUUCAAAAAGUCAGUAGACCCUCUAGUGGUAAUCUUGCCUCUAAAUGCACACUCUAGCCCACUUUUUGCUUCUAACAUAUACAGCUGCAAAUAGCUGUUGAUACCAAUAUGCUGGUCUCGGAUGAAAACAGUACCAGACAGAACAGAUAUGAGCCUAAACAAUAUUUUGCAAUGAGUCAUGGAGGCAACCAUUUCUAACACAUGCUAAAGACAACUUUCAUAUGAAUUAACUAUUGUAUAGUUAAUGCACUCAACAUUUUCAGACUUCAUAAGGACUGCCUGGAGCCUCCGUUGGUAUAGAUUUUGUUACAGCCACUAAAUAAAGACCAAAUAGGAUGAACAUGCCUUUUUUGUCAGUGCUCUACAUCCAGUCAUUGGACUUGUAUCACUUCAGUCUUCAAGAGUCUACUUUGAUUUCUUUUUUUAAUGUUUUUUUAGCAACACAUGAAUCAUUCUGUUUCUAAGCUAUGUGCUCUACUUGCUUAUCAAUAAAUUCAUAAUGAAAGAA